Molecule: messenger RNA, 2004 nt
Organism: Trichogramma pretiosum
Lineage: Eukaryota; Metazoa; Arthropoda; Insecta; Hymenoptera; Trichogrammatidae
Exons: 3
Coding region: 839-1837 (332 amino acids)
Molecular function (GO): nucleic acid binding; zinc ion binding
Source: RefSeq, a predicted model, not a curated record
GCGGCGCAGCGCAUUGUAGUAGAAUAUAAGUGCAAGCCAUGGCAUCUAUUCGUUUAGGCAUUGCUUCAUAGGCUGCUGUUGGCUGCGGAAUGUCACAUAACGUUUCUGGAAAAUAAUAUAAACUCGUACUCGAGGUUUUGCGUUGACAUUUUGACACUUUUACAGCGAUCUGCGCCAUUAAAAAAAUCCCAUGUAAAGUAAUUCUAAACACAUGUGUGCGAGUGUGCCAUAUACGAGGAACUAUAAAAUAAAAAGUUAACUUUUCGUCGAAUUAAUGUCACGAUAUCGUCGAUACACUCAAGAGUGGAGUACAUUGUAACAAUAACGACGAAUCGUUUUAUAUUUUAUAUAUAGUUGCUAUUUGCCGGCGAACUUCGCACUCCACACCGCAUCGUUUAGAGUCAAUCGACUGUUUGUUUCGUUACUAUAUCAUGCCAUACAUGCAGCAACAGCGGCUACGGUCGCAGCGCAGCAGCAGUCUUACAUCGUAUGUCAAACAGGCAGCUGUAAAUCGUUAAUCUCUAUCAACGUAGAACUCUAACUCGAAGUCUUCGUAGUCGUCGUCGUCGUUGCAACACAUAACAUUCGAAAAGCUCUCGAGUAUCGGCGCGCUCCACCACCGACGACGUGCACGGAGCAGAGUGUCUUCGCCUGAAUCGUGUGCAGUUGUCGCGCAGUUUCGCACUGUAUUACCACCUGUGCGCACACGAUCGCGGAUAUCAUCUUCCAAUGGAGCUGUCGCCGCGUGAGAUGGACAGUUGAAUUUUCUCGAAGACUCACAAUUGGCAAAUCCUUCGCUGUCGUCAUCGCUGCUCUUUCAUAAAUCAUCGAUCGAAAAAUGGGCUGUACGAGAAGCAAAUUGAAAAAUGCACCCGUCUCGCUACCACUACUAUCUGCCCAUUCCAGGCAAGAAUGGAUCGCCUGGAGGCGAUACUUUUUCACGCAUAUCCACGACAAAGACGUGCCGAUUUACAGGCAGAGCGAGGAAUUCUUCCGCCUAAUCGGCGAAGUCGGCUACUCGAUCAUGAAAAAUCUCUACUUCGGCAGCAUCAGCGACGAGCGCAAUCUCGAGAUACUGCUGCACAAAUUCGACGUCUACUUCACUUUUUGCGGCAAAAGGAAACGACCAGACGAGACCCUCGACAAUUAUUUCAAGUCGCUCGAAUCUAUCGCCGAGAAGACAGCAAACAGCAGAGCGAACGUUGAUAAAUAUAUCAAAGAAAAGUUGCUGCAAGACAUGAAGCACGGAAAAAUCUUUGAACAGUUUUUGAAAAUCGUGCCUAUUUUUUCAAAAGUAAGCAACUAUGAAACGUUGACUUCGACUGAAUUGAAGUUCAUUUGGUACGAAUGUGAAUAUCACGAAGAUAUUCGUAAAAGUUGCCAAUUGAUAGAAAAAUUAGAACCAGUUAAAGAAGUAUCAAUAUAUCAGAAAGAAAUUCAACCUAUGAGAAAAAAAAAUAUAUGUUUUAAAUGUGGUCAUGAUCAUAGUGGUAGAAGAUGCCCAGCAUGGGGACAAAGAUGUUGGAAAUGUGGAGAUUUAAAUCAUUUUUUGAGAUGCUGUCCAAAAACAUUCAUUAGAGAUUGUGUGAAUUGUGGAAGAAAUCAUAUUCAAUUUAAAUGUCCUGCUUAUGCCAAAGAAUGUUCAAGGUGUAAGAAGAAUAAUCAUUUUGCAUGGCAGUGCCUUGGUGAUGUUAUUAAUUGUUGUGAUUAUUGUGGCCAAAGCCAUCUUAGUGGUCGCAAUAACUGUCCUGCUGCAAAAAAUAUUUGUAAUAAAUGUCAAAAAAUAGGGCAUUUUACUAGCAAAUGUCGCUCAAGAAGAAAUAGUUUAAGAAAAUAAGUGAAUAAAGCAUGAUGUUCCUAAUCAUUUGAUCCACAAGAGUAUUAAUACAAACUAAAGAUUAAGUAUUAAUACUGAAUUUUUUUUUAUUGUGUUUUGAAAAUUUUCAUUAUUUAAAGUAAUGAAUUAGCAUAUCAUCUUAUUUGAAGAAAUAAUUUAAUUUUUAA